GCUAUAGCCCAAGAAUACUUUAUAGACGACUCUGAUAGAGAAAUUGAAGAAAUACCUUGGAGCAAGCAAGAUUGCAAAAAACUUUAUAGCAACAACUUAACCAAGAAUUUGGCUGUGAAAUUACCUGGAACAGUUAAACGUGGUUAUAAAUCUGGGCCAGAACCUAUAGACAUUGAUGAAAUAUACCUAAUUGAAGUAUCUAGAUGGGAAGAGCCAACUCAAGGUCUCGAAUUCGAAGAAAAUGAGAAAAACUAUCCUACCUAUACCAACUUUGAACAAAGUUGGUAUGAGACCAACAACAACGACUCAUUUUCAGAAUUCCCCAAUAUGGACCUUGACUCUGAGGAAUGGUUACAAUCGAUGGAUGAAUACAUCAAUUGGGAAUACUACGAUUUUCUAUAA
This is a messenger RNA of Dentiscutata erythropus, 402 nucleotides long. The record is from the annotation of a GenBank genome assembly. NCBI's taxonomy places the organism in Eukaryota, Fungi, Glomeromycota, Glomeromycetes, Diversisporales, Gigasporaceae.